Toxotes jaculatrix (banded archerfish) is the source of this 2050-nucleotide messenger RNA. It is a transcript of the gene acaa2, whose product is annotated as acetyl-CoA acyltransferase 2. The record is from RefSeq and is a predicted model, not a curated record. Lineage: Eukaryota; Metazoa; Chordata; Actinopteri; Toxotidae. The transcript has 10 exons. The coding region runs from base 123 to 1313 and encodes 396 amino acids. Gene Ontology annotation, biological process: fatty acid beta-oxidation. Gene Ontology annotation, molecular function: acetyl-CoA C-acetyltransferase activity.
UAGGGGAAAGGUCGCUGGUGUGUCCAGUUUUUGUAUUCACCCCGGAUCGAUUCAAAGUGCCACAACUAGGAUUUCGGAGGAAAAGUUUGAUCCUGAUAGUGGUGGGUUGUUGAAUCAGCAUCAUGGCGCUUCUCAGAGGUGUAUUUAUUGUAGCUGCCAAGCGCACUCCAUUCGGUACCUAUGGUGGCGUGCUGAAAGAUCACAGUGCAACAGACUUGGCAGAGCAUGCAGCCAAGGCUGCCCUUGCUGCAGGGGGUGUGGCACCAGAGCUCGUAAACAGUGUCAUCAUGGGGAAUGUCAUGCAGAGCUCAGCUGAUGCACCUUACAUUGCUCGUCAUGUGGGUCUGAGGUGUGGUGUUCCUAUCCCAGUUCCUGCGCUCACUGUGAACAGACUGUGUGGAUCUGGAUUCCAGGCCAUCAUCAGUGGUGCUCAUGAGAUUUGCCUAAAGGAGUCAGAGGUGGUCCUGUGUGGAGGCUCAGAGAGUAUGAGCCAGGCCCCGUAUGCUGUUCGCAACAUACGAUUUGGUACAAGAUUUGGAGUCGAUCUCAAGCUAGAGGACACUUUGUGGGCUGGUCUGACUGACCUGCACAUCAAAAUCCCAAUGGGCAUCACAGCAGAAAAUCUGGCAGAGAAAUACCAGAUCACACGAGAAGACUGUGACAACUAUGCUUACCAGACACAACAAAGGUGGAAGGCCGCUCAUGAGGCUGGACACUACACAGCAGAAAUUGCUCCCAUUGAUGUGAAAGCUAAGAAAGGCAAGGCAUCCAUGGCUCAGGAUGAACACCCCCGGCCUCAGACCACACUAGAACAGAUGGCCAAACUGCCUACUGUCUUCAAGAAGGGAGGGACUGUUACUGCAGCCAAUGCAUCGGGUGUAUCUGACGGUGCUGCUGCAGUGGUGAUCGCAAGUGAAGAUGCGCUGAAAGAGCACAAGCUCACUCCACUGGCCAGAAUUGUGGCCUAUCACGUGUCAGGGUGUGACCCAAGCAUUAUGGGAAUUGGCCCCGUUCCAGCAAUCACAGAAGCUCUUAAAAAAGCCGGUCUGACUCUCAACGACAUGGAUCUUGUGGAGGUGAAUGAGGCUUUUGCCCCUCAGUACCUGGCUGUUGCUAAGGCUCUUGGACUGGAUCCAGAGAAAAGCAACGUUAACGGUGGUGCCAUUGCCAUUGGACAUCCUCUUGGUGCUUCUGGAGCACGCAUCACUGCUCACCUGGUUCAUGAGCUGAGGCGACGAGGAGGCAAGUACGCUGUUGGCUCUGCCUGCAUCGGUGGUGGUCAGGGCAUUGCCAUCGUCCUCCAAAGUUACUAAGGAAACUGUCAGAAUCAGAAGAACUCCUGUAGAAGAAUGUCCCACACACUCGCUCACUUCACUAACAUAACAAAAAAUUCAGUUGACACAUGCUGAAGAGAUCUUUUUUCUCCACAUACACAUGAAAUAAUUCAUGUUCUCUCAACAUGAGGCACUGCUGCUCAGGUUUUCCUUGGCACACAAACAAAACUAUCACUCAUUUUCCACUGCUUACUCUUGUUACUUCUGUUCAACCUGUUUUUUUUUUACAAAGUGCACAAUAAAUGUUUCAGUCCAGUGUUGCCUUGGAAGUCCUGUGUUGAUAAGGAGCUAACUCAUGUUUCUGAUCGUUGUACUAGAGUGUCUGUUUCUGUGUGUACCUGAAAUACAGAGAUUGCUCUUUGGUCACACUAACCCAUGAAGCAUAUUAUUAACUCAUAAAGUACAGUUUGUGUUGAGUUAGAUUAAGGUUUAAAAGGAACUCUGAAAUCUGAUGUUUGCCUUAAAAUGCUCUUUCUCACACACCUUUAUCAGGGAUUAGUUUUGCCAGAAAACAUGUCUGACCUGUGAUUGCUCCAGCUAAAAGUGAUUUUGUAUUUAUGUGUCAAAGAAACUCAAUAAAUUCAAUUUUGAAAGAAAACAACGUUGAAUUUAUCAUAGAGUAAUGACACUGCAUUUGUUGCUUUUUUUCCCUUGUUCUGCUGCAGGAGAUGUUGAUAUAUUUGUGCGUAAUUAAACGUAAUUUCUGCAAUAAAAGC